This is a messenger RNA of Zychaea mexicana, 796 nucleotides long. RefSeq lists its product as uncharacterized. The record is from RefSeq and is a predicted model, not a curated record. The transcript has a single exon. NCBI's taxonomy places the organism in Eukaryota, Fungi, Mucoromycota, Mucoromycetes, Mucorales, Lichtheimiaceae. Bases 258 to 602 code for a protein of 114 amino acids.
UCAACAUUGCCAAUGAUGAAGCCGAAGAUGAUGAAGAGUAAACUUUUGCUCUGGAAAGAAAAAAAAAUAAAAAAGAAUGGCCAGUAAAAGGGUGAGACGAGAACGAACCCGCCGGGCAAAAAAAAAACAAAAAAGACUUUUUUUUUGAAUGCUCGCAAAUCACAAUCUCUGUGGACUAUGUAUAUACAUCAUUAUUGCCGAUUGCUGUGGCUUUGAUCCCACGGUCCCAGACGCGAGGUGACGAAAGAAAGUUUAAAAUGGCAACAAGGUGUGUUGUAUAUUCUAGUAGGAACAUUUACGUGAGCCGGCUUUUCGUUCUGCUCGUUUUUCUUGGACCUUUCUUCCUGAUGCAUGUCCAAGCAAACGCAUACCGUGUUGUGAAAGCAAGAGUUACCAUCACAUGCUUCAAAAUACCAAAUACACAGUUAGCGGACCCUAUAUCGAAUGAGUGCUGGAGUACGCCUUUUUUAAAACCUUCAUCCUUGUCACAAGUUAACUUGAGUAUCAGCGACAUACAAUCCUUCCGCAACAAUGCUGUGUCAGGGUAUGAGCUUCCAUGCCUACGUGUUUCUAUCAGUGUCAAACUACGUAGCAUCACGUAAGAUAAAAGUACCUCUAGUGUUUAGCAAAUGCACUGUGGGCACUUGAUCACCAAGCAAGUUGCUAAGCAAGAAUUUUUCUUACUAUCGAUAAAACUUUUAAAUGGAGUAUUCGUGUAAAACUUGAUCGAUGAGUCGCAAACAGUUGGCCGACAGUCACUGUAUCUCCAUUCUUACUAUUAGCCGUACAUAUCCAC